AUGUAUGACUAAUAAUAUAUAGAGCAUCGCAAAUCGAAAUAAGAUAAUUCUAUCGAACUAAAAUCUAGACAUCUUAUUAUGAUGAAUUAAAUAAAGAAAAAAGUACAUAAAAUCUAAUUAUUUAUAAGGAAGAAAAUUGGAAUAACAGGUUUUAUGUUUAAAAAUCAAUGAAUAAUUAAUAAGUUGAUUAAUCUAGAUCAUCAAUGAAUCAAUAUUUUGCAAAAUUGAUUGAAGUUUAAGAUUAUCACAAUAUUCCAGAAUUUCAUAGGUUAUGUAACUACGAAUAUUUUUUUAGACAACUGUUCUAAAUGUGUCUUAGAACCCUCCCAAAGAUUAAGUAGGCUAUUUAAUCUGAAAUUGAAGAAAUAUAAUUAAAAAAAUCACAUAUUUAGGUAGAUUCUCAUUAAUAUUAUAAAAGUAAUGUAUGCAAGCAAUUGAAAAUAGAGAAAAAUGCUUCAGUUUUCUAUUAAAUCAUAUUUAAUUAAUUCAAGAUAAUCCUUAAGAUGAAUAAUUAAUAUUUAAAAGUGCAGAAUUAAUUACUCAUUUAAGAAUACUCUCUAUAAAUGUAGUAGAAUCAAUAAUUGGUUGGAGGUAGUACCUCAUGAAGUAUUUGGUUAAUAUUCAUACUUUAGACAGCAUUUCACUACCCUACACUUAUUUUAAUGAAAAUUAUUUAAUCAAGGUGCUUUAAUUAUUUAUCAAUAGAUGAAAAAAGAUGCAUUAUGCAUUUAAAAUUCAGUACUUUCAAAAUUUUAUUAAUUUUCAAAUAUAUCUGACCCAUUUUUUGUUUCUAUUACUAAACCAACUAAGGAUCCUAGUAAAAUUGUUUAAUUCAUAUCUAAACCUCUUCUUAAUAGAAUAAAGAAUAUUGAAAAUCUUAUUGAAGAAGAAGUAUCCUAAAUUGAAAAAGAAGAAAAGUUAUUAUUUAAAUAAAUGAGCUAAAAAGAUUAAGCUAAGAUGAAUCCUAGGAAAAAUUUAUAAAUUAAUCGUCUAAGGCCAACUAAAAGACCUGAGUUCAGUUAAAAUCAAAAUGUAUAAUUUAAAUCAAUAAUUUUAGAGAGGUAUUAUCAAAUAACUUGAUCCAACUGAUUUUAAAAAUUUUAACUCAGGUUCUUAUCCUUAAAUUAUUCCAUAAAAAUAAUCUAAUAAAUAAAAAAUGGAUAAUCCUGAAAAAUAGGAUUUAAUAAAAAUUUAAAACGAUAAGAGUUAAAAUAAUUAAACAAAAUAAAAAUAACUAUAAAUUUAAUCUAAUUAAUAAACUGAAGAUAAAUAACAAAAUCAUUGCUAGAUUAAUCCUCCUGCUUUUUCAAAUUAAGUUAUUUCUUAAAAUGAUCAUUAAAUUUAAAUAUAAAAAUGCUAUUUAAGCGAUAAGAUGGUAGAAAAUUAUUUAAAAAAUAUCAAUGAUGAUUUUAAAAAAUCAUGGAGAGGAGAGAUUAAAUAAAUGUUGUUGUAAUAUGAAUAAUAAGAGGAAAGCUUUUGUUUAGGAAUAUAUGAAAAUAAUUAAUUGUUAGGAUUAGGAUAAUGUUUUUUAGAACAAUCUUUGUAAGAAAGGAAAUUAAUGUUAAGUCAUUUUUCAACUGCAGAUCCCUCAAAAUUUUAAGAUCAUCUAAAAAUGAUAUUAUAAUUUAUUUGGAAUAUAGAUUCUUGUUAAGAAAUCCGAAUGCCCUUAUACCAUUAUAAUUAUAAUGGUUCUUUUUAAGUGAAUAAAGAAAUUACUUCAAAAUUAAAAGAAUUGAAUUUUCAGUGGAAGGUUGUUUAGAGUGUUAAUUCUGAAACAAGAUUUACAAUAAUGGGUAUUUUAGACGUUUAUUUUAGCAAUCAGACGGCCUUAAGAAUCUAAAAUUUCUGAAUAAAAUGUACCAAUAUUUCUUUAACAUCUUUUCUUUACAAUAGGAAUAAAAAAUUAAAUAUAAAAUGAAAACUAGUUUUUUUCACUUAGUUGUUUGACAAAUUUAAAUACAUUGGUUGAUUUUUAAGAUGAUUAUAUUAAUUAAGUUAAAGACAUUCUUGUUCAAUCAGUAUAAAAAUUUAAAUUAUAACUUAGGCAUAUUAAUUUAAGGGAAUUAAAUUAUAGGAAUAAGAUAAAUAAAUUUUUCAUAGUUAUAUCUAAGAAUCUUUUGAAAAUUUGAAUGAAAUUAAUCCUUAUAAUAAUGAUAUAGAACAAUUACCAGAAAAAGUUAUUAGUAGUUUUAGCAAAGAAUUUUACAGAUGGCCAAAAUUUAAAUUAAGCCAUAAUAAUAAAAUGAUAUAUAAUUGUUUUCGACCAGAAAAAAAUAUUGAAAAUACUGUUGUUUUCAUGUCAGAAUCUGAAGAAAUUAAAAUUUUUUUGAUAGCUGCUGACUAAAGCAAUACCACUAUAUUUAUUUUUGAAUGUAUAUAAUUAACUUAUAUUACAAAGAUGAAGGUGAAUUGAAUUUUGAAAGAGUAUAAUAAAUUUUAAUGUAAUGUAGAACAUCCAUUCCUAUUGAUUAAAAUCUGAAUAUUCCUCAAUUUACUUUGAAUUGCAAAUUCUAAGUAUAAGAAAGCAUUUUGGGAAUUGGAAGAUUUAGUACAGCAUAUAGACCAAAAAUGAUGGAUAUUGAAAAUGUAGAGGGUUUAAUAAUUAAACCCCCAUUUGUAUUCGGUAAUUUAUAUAAAUGAUAUAAAUAGGAAUCAUAAAUGAGGAUUUUAAUGAACUUACUAAUAUGCCUAACUUAUUUUUUAGGGUAGAAGAAUAACAUUGUCUAUAAUUUUGA
Paramecium sonneborni is the source of this 2735-nucleotide messenger RNA. The record is from the annotation of a GenBank genome assembly. Lineage: Eukaryota; Ciliophora; Oligohymenophorea; Peniculida; Parameciidae.